UAUCUCUUAUUAACAUAUAUGUCCCGAAUUUGAUCCGUGAGCCACUCUAUGCCUGGUUGUAAGCCUUCUCCGGUGAUUGCAUUUGUUGCUCGUAUAUGCCAAGGUUUAUUUUGUAUACGGUCAAGACCAAGCCCGGCAACAAGUUUAACAGUAGUCAGAGAAUCAGCGAAACAGAAAAAAAGAUAUGAAACUUCUGUACUUGCUACGUCAGGAUGUUGAAGAAGCAUAUCUAAUUCUUCUUUAACCACGACCAAUCGUAACUUGUCGCUACUAUCAAUUAUAAAAAUAAUGCCAUGACAAUCCUUGUAAUAAUGUUCCCAUAAAGCUCUAUGACGGUCAUGGCCGGACAUAUCGAAUGCCGUGAAACUGACAUUUUUAACUGGAAAAGAACAUUAUUAUCAGGGAAUAAAUGAGAAUCACUGAAUGCAUAUGGACAAGAUCUUGGCGGGAUAAUGUGUAUUUAAAAAUAGAGUUGAACUACAUAUUUUUAAUCAAAUAAUUAUUACAUUCCAUCAUGGCAGUAGACAAUAGUAGUAAAAAUGUUGAAAUUUCCGAACAACAAUUGGACGAAUGUCAAGAAUCGUUACAAGAAGAAAAGGAUAAGUUAAAGAAACAAAUAGAAGAGUUGAACUCUAUAAUUUUGGAAAUGCAGUGGAACUUAGAUCUUUGUGCAUUUAAGAAAAUUAAAACUAUCCCUGAGUCUAAUAUUUCUAGUGUUCCCAUAGAUCCAGAUAUCUCAAAGGUUCCAAACAUUAAUGUAGAAUUAGCGUCAGACUUAUUUAGAUUUGCUGGUUUUCGUUGUAUUAAAUUUACCAAAAAUGAAUUCAUAUUUAAUUUUUCUUCACAAAGUAAAUACGACAAAGAUAAUAUUUUUGCUGUGCAAAUAUUACAUAAAAAACGUAAAUGGACAUUAGGAAAAUGGGUAAUGCCAAUAUCAAUUGAUUUAGAAGAUUUAGUAUGUCAGUUUUCCAAUGAUGCCAGCGAUAUACCUUGUUUCUUGAAAGCUUGUAAACAUUACAUAGAUUGUUACUUUCUUCGAUGUGAACAGUAUAAUGCAUUGAAGGAAACUGUAUCUCAUUUGAAAAACUGUACUUUGCAAACAAAUGAUGGAUAUACUAACAUUAUUUUAAAUUUAAUGGGAGUGCAUAAUGUUGAAAGUAAUGCAUACCUAAACAUAGAUAUACAUCUUAGAUACAAUUUUGAUGAAAUUUGGCCACAGCACAUUACAGUUGAUUCACAAACACACCAACAAUUGAAUACACAAAUAAAACAGCAGUUAAAAGAAUCUCUAAUAUGUUUCAAAUUAUGCGAUUUAUGUAAAGCAUUUGAAAAAAUGUUUAAUGAUACUCCAUUUACAUGGUCAAAAGAAGAUGAUGAAGACAGCCCUCUAGAAAUUAGUAAUGCAAGUGGGUCAGAUGAAGAAGGAUUUUUAGACAAAUUUUCAUUUCGAAAGAAAGAAACUAUAUCUAAAACUGGUAAAAAAAGAAAACGAAAAGUACGAGACAUAAGUAAAGCAUAUGAAUUAAAUACUUCAGAUAGUGUUGAAGAAAACAAUAAAUCCAUUACUCUUCAAAAUGAAGAAGAAAUGAGUCAGAAUCAUAGUGAACAUUCUAUAAAUCAAAACAUGAAUGCAACUGUAUUGCCUGCUCAUCAUGUAAACACGCAGUACCAAAAGAAAUUAAAACAGACAAAAUUAAAAUUUAAAUUAAAUGAAAAACCAAAUCUGCAUAUGGACCCUAAUACUGUCACUCCUAGAAACAUGACUUCUGAAGAAGAUGCACUAGAUAUAAAUUUAGAUAAGGUGAUUACUAGUACUCCAAUGCAUCGAAGUAGUGCCAAAACAAUUAUAGCAGAAACUUCCAAUGAUAUUAGCGUUAUUGUUAAUGACGAACAUCCACAAAGUACAACAUCAUGGAAUAAAAGUGACAUUGAUUCCAUUGAAAAACAGAAAGUUGUACACAAGAAGCAACCUCAUAAAAAUGUACCUUCAAAAACAUUACAAACUAAAAUGAAGAAAACUGUAAAAUCAGUAAUAGAA
Molecule: messenger RNA, 2038 nt
Organism: Nomia melanderi (Alkali bee)
Lineage: Eukaryota; Metazoa; Arthropoda; Insecta; Hymenoptera; Halictidae
Source: RefSeq, a predicted model, not a curated record